AACACAAUAUCAACAACGAUUAUAAUUCCACAUCUGUCAGUUCAAAAUGGCAGCAUUUCUACGUGGAAAGCAAGCGGGUAUACAAAAUGAUUUAUCUGCUGGUAUAUUGCCAGGUCUAUUUGCGCCUGAUGAUCUAGAUCGUUUCGGCAUCAAUUCUCAAAUAGGUUCUCUCGCGUUCGAUCCAGUCCAAUCUCUACUUGCAGUGGGAACGAACGAGACGACAUUCGGAAGUGGACAAAUUUAUAUCUUUGGUCAGAAGAGAGUCCAAGUAAAGCUUACAUUACCCCGCCGGGCAUCAGUCAAAACUUUACAAUUCUGCGCCGAUAGACUCAUCAGUGUAGAUUCCAAAAACGAAGUGAUAGUAUGGGAUUUGGCAAAGGCAAAGAAGUUGGCGGCUUACUCUCCGCCAGGAGUAGUGACAACCAUUGUGACGGAUCCUAUGCUGGAUUGGUGCUUGAUCGGACUACAAACUGGAGAUAUUAUCUGCUACGACCUGGAUAGAGAGAAGCUUGCGCCAUUACGUCUUCCCAACUUUUGGCGUGAAAUGAACCCACGAUCGAGGUUAUUAAGUUGUGUGUCUUUACAACUACACCCCAGAGAUAUUGGACAGCUAUUGAUAGGAUACACAGAAGGAGCUGUGAUAUACUCUUUCAAACAAAACAAACCCAUAAAAUAUUUUAAAUACGAAGUACCAGCUGGAGCCCCCGGUGGGAAUGGAGAUUUUAUGGGAAAGAGUACGCCGAGACAACCACGUCUCACGCAAGCUCUUUGGCAUCCAACUGGAACAUUCAUUGCUACAGCGCAUGAUGAUGCAAGCAUUGUAUUUUGGGAUCCUAAAGACGGUCGGAUUAUAAUGGCUCGAACCCUACAAGAUACACAUGUAAAUGUACCUGGUUCUCAACCCCAAGGAUCCGGUGAUACCUUUUCGUUGAAGGGAGAUUUUGCAAAAAUAGCUUGGUGCUGCAAAGGGAACCCCGAUGAUACUGGUCUACUCAUAGCUGGUGGAAUCCCCACCACCAUGCCUCAAAAAGGAUUGACAUUUAUGGAGUUGGGAGUAACUCCUGUUUAUGCAACCUCCACUUGGCAAAUUCUGACUGAUCACUUUGAUGGAAAACGUUCAAAUUUCCUACCAAUUCCUGUUGACGUGGAUAUAGCAGAUUUCUGUCUUAUUCCUCGUACUUCUCCACAUUUUGCCGGUGCUCAAGACCCUAUUGCCGUUAUAGCACUUCUGACAUCUGGUGAGCUAGUUACAUUAAGUUUCCCUAGUGGUCAUCCUAUUUCACCAACCAAUCAACUUCACCCUUCUCUUACAUUUGUUCAUCCUUUCGUCACUUUCGUGGCUGUAUCUGCCGUUGAUCGUGGGCGAUGGCUCGGCAUGACAGAAACUCGAGCUAUAGGCCCUCAACUUCUGAAAGGAGGGGCCGAGGGCGUGAAGCAUUUGAGGAGAUAUGAAGCUCGUAAUAUCAUUCAGACGGCUCACGGUGAUGGUACAGUCCGAAUUUGGGACGCUGGUCAUGGGGAUGAAUUAGAAAACUCCGGUAUGCUACAAGUCGAUGUGGCUAGAGCUGUUGCGGGUGCUGAAUUUGUCAACAUCUCUGCUGUCAAUAUGGCUUCAAGUACUGGGGAGCUGUGUGUUGGAACAGCAGCCGGUGAAGUCGUGGUGUAUAGGUGGGGUGGCAAUCGAGCCUAUGGUAGCGAGCAACCGACAAACGAGAGGCAACCAGGAGGUAUCACGGAUAUUUCAGUUCGUGCAGAACCAUCUCUCAAGGAAGGUCUACAACCAUUUAUCCUUUAUGACAUGGCACAUGGACCCAUAAGUGCAAUCCGUACGUCAGAUGUGGGAUUUGUGGGAGUUGGGUCUGAAGGUGGAAUCUUUUCAAUCAUCGAUCUCCGAGGGCCAUCGGUCAUCUUCACCACUGCGAUGAGUGACUUCGUCAAGCAAGAUAAAAGAAGCAGUUUCAUGAGAAAGGGGAGUAGCCAAACUACAGCCAAACCGGAGUGGCCCGUAUGUAUUGAAUUUGGAGUCAUGACACUAGAUGAUGAUAAAUACUCUAGCAUUGCUUGUUUCGUGGGAACGAACAAUGGUAAGGUCGCCACAUUCAAGAUCUUACCACAACAAAAUGGUGGAUAUACAGCUCAGUUAGCAGGAGUGACCUCUUGCUCCGAUAAAGUAAUUUCAAUUACACCCAUUGUAGCUGAAACAGGAAAGCCUGCAUCAGCAACAGGUCCUAUCGUAGCUGCACUUCGAAAUGGACAGCAAACACACGGUGCCCUUGUAGUUGUUACCCAAACGGAAGCCCGCAUAUUCAAACCCUCCAGUGCCAAAGGUGCUCACAAAACCUUUGAUGAUGUCUUUUGUGAUUCCGCUGCCGUAACCGAAUUCGAACUUCAUGGUUUCGCUCUCGUCGGAGUUUUUGGUGAUGGAACAGCUCGCGCUUACUCGCUUCCAGCACUCAAAGAAAUUGGCUCAUCGAAAUUGGACAUGCUGGACAAAACCCGUUCGUCGAAUAGUGUCGUUACACCUGCUGGGGAUAUUAUUGGUUGGACUGGUCCUAGUGAGAUAGCAAUGGUUAAUGUCUGGGGAACCGGACUUCUACUUGGAAGAAGUCAAGAUAAAUUGUUCAAUCCCGAAGCAUUAAUUCCUCCCCGUCCUACCAUCUCAAAUCUUCAAUGGAUAUCCGGAACUCAAUACGUCUCUCCUACCGACCUCGAUAUCUUAAUCGGUGGUCCUGGUCGUCCACCUAGUAAACGCAUGCUUGCCGCUUCAGCUGAAGAGGAACGAUUAGCUCGGAGUGUUGGAGGUGGAGCUGGACCUAGUGGGAGUCAAGAGGGGUGGGGCGAUUACAUGACUAGACAACUCAAUGAGAGGACGGAGAAACUCAAUAUCAUGGGAGAUAAUUUAGAUAAGGUACAAGAGAAUAGUGCGGGGUGGGCGGAUGACGUUAGUAAGUAUGUCAACAAACAGAAGAGGAAUAUGUUGUUGGGUGGAAUUACUGGGAAAUGGUUUUAACGGGCAGUGAAAUGGACGGCACGGGCAGAUGGUCGUAUUGAAUGGGCGUUCUUGGGAUUUAGUGGAUACCUGGCUUUGGGAUACUUCGAGGAUACUGAAAAAGAAUACAUGAUUCUGAAGUAGGGAGCGUACGAAGGAUGGGCGUUAGACUAGCAAGUUUAACUUCAUGAAAUACAUGACAUCACCGUUCAAUGAAAUGGUAUUACAUUUUGAUGUAUGAAUCCAAAACUUAUGCAGUUCUCAAUGUUGUGAAUGUAUUGAUAUUUGAUCUGGGUUAGAAGAUUAUUGGAUA
Molecule: messenger RNA, 3302 nt
Organism: Botrytis porri
Lineage: Eukaryota; Fungi; Ascomycota; Leotiomycetes; Helotiales; Sclerotiniaceae
Exons: 3
Coding region: 47-3010 (987 amino acids)
Biological process (GO): regulation of protein secretion; regulation of exocytosis; establishment of cell polarity
Cellular component (GO): plasma membrane; cytoplasm
Molecular function (GO): GTPase activator activity; syntaxin binding; myosin II binding
Source: RefSeq, a predicted model, not a curated record